AUGGCUUCUCGUCCAGGCACUAUUGACUUUCUCAAGAAGCAACCCGAAUUAGUAGACUUGGGAAAUUACCCUCGGCCGGAGGGGAGAAGGGGACGUCGAGACAUCGCCAUCGAGAACUGGGAUGGAGUCUGUAGUGACGGUCCCUACAAUGGCCCAGGCCGUACAUCGACGGGGGCCACAGACUGUGCCAUGUGGAGGCAGCAAUGCCCAGGGUGGCCCAACCCCACUGACUUGAGGGUGCGACCUCGAGAAGCGGAAUUGAAAGACAAAGAAGACAAAUACGUGGUGUUCUACGGUGGUGCACAAAUAGCAAUGGUCGCUGUGGCCGGUCUUCUGGUGAUCUUCUGUGCCCUACUGACUGGCCUGACACUCGCAAUCUGCGGACUCGACAUGAACUAUUUGCAGCUUAGAAGUGUGACGGGAAGUCCGAGAGACAGACGCCGGGCUCAGAAAGUGCUUUACAUGAAAAAACACUCGACGUGGAUGCUCUGUUCAUUGGUUCUUGUUUCAGUCGCAUGCAGUCAGACUUUCCCAUUCGUCAUCCAGAGCAUUUACCAUGGAUCACAGGCGUGGGUUCCCAUCCUGAUCUCGACCUUGACAAUGGCCAUAUUCGUGGAGAUCCUUCCUCAAUACAUCAUUCCCAAGCAAGCAGUGGCCUGGGGUUAUCAUUGCUGGCUCAUAAUUUGGGGCUGCAUGUGGGCUACGUGUGUUGUUACCUGGCCACUCGCCUGGUUGUUAGACAGCAUAUACACCAAGAGGGACAAGUUCGGCGUGUUCAAGAACAAAGAACUUGGUGCAGUCAUCAAGUACCACGAGGCCUCUGCGAAGAAUGGCGGAAAACUCGGAAAAGAUGCAACCCGCAUCAUGCUCGGAGCAUUGAAACUUGACUCCCAAAGACUCGAUGGUGACGUCCUUCGAACAUCGGACUCCAGUCUCGACGAGAGCUCGCAGGACCUUGAAAAGGCAACAUCGCCUGUCUCUCGGGGUGUCAUCGUCAAGUGGAGUGCGGUCAAGACUGUCAACAUCAAGGAUAUUGUGGACGAAGCGUUCAUUACGAAGGUCAAGUCUUGGUCCUAUAGCCGUAUACCCGUGGUUGGCGGCCCACCGUUGGUCACGGACGAGAACGGCAUUAUGAGAGAUCCCUGGGAAGAUAACCAGAUCUUUGGCUUUCUUCAUGUCAAGUACCUCAUCGGCUUGGACACUCAAAACGAGGCAAAAUCCGAGACAAAACUCACUGUGAGGGAUCUGCCCCUAUAUCCAGUACCAAUCGUGAGAGACGACAUGUCAGUCUACGAGCUUCUCAACCUCUUCCAAAUGGGAAUGUCAAGAAUGGCAGUAGUUGUCCACGAAUCGCUCAAUGAGGGUGUUUCCGAUACAGCCGUAGACGCUAGAAGAACCCACGACAAGAUCUUAUGGACAGCUACCGCAAAAACCAACACCCAUCUCAUGUCCAAUGUGAAAGGGGGUAAAGGAAAAGAUUACUGGACCAUGGAUUACCUCAAAGCUGCACAAGCUGCUGCUGCUGACCCAGCGAAACCGAGACAAAAUGUUAUCGGAAUUCGAUGCCCAAGACCUAUUGGCAUUGUCACAUUUGAAGACAUUAUUGACACAAUUCUUCAGAAGACUAGCCGAGACGAGAGUGACUUCUUCGUCCGCGAUACUUCAUUCCCGCCCACUAAAAGUAGGAAAGCUGGAGAUCCUCGUCCCAAGGCCGGUCCGAUAAGUCCAGGUCUUCCUCGGGCACCGAAACAAGCCCACGUAUCAUUUGACCAGUCUGUUAAUCUAGGAACUCUAAGGCAAAGAAAGGUGUCUGACAGAGCCAGAGCGCGCGGUGGUUUGGAUGGAGCCGACGAUGGCCGCCCCGCCGGCCAAAAUAGUAUCAGAAUUCCAAAACGACGUAAAUCGACCGGAAGCUCCUACACCAACAAUAGUGAUGGGGGCUUCCAUGGAGUGGAUGAGCCCCAUGCCUCUAUGGAUUGCAACAUCCUCAUGACAGCUGAAGAGAUCCUCGAGAUGGCAAACACCUCAUCCUCAGACUGCGCCGGAAAUCCUUAUUCUCGUACCAAUGUGGCUAGCUCACCAAAGGGCAGAAGUGAGAGCCGGAUCCCAGGUGGCAGUAGCACCUUGAAGCAUUCUCUCAGAGAUGUCAGCCCCGCGUCGAGGAUUCGACCACUUCGUCGUGUUGGUCAAUUCUCCCGAGGUGGUUCAUCAAGCUUUGAUAGGGAGAAGGAGACUCCAAAUCAGGAGGAGCAGGCCAAGGGCGUAUCAAUGGAGCUGACGAUGCCGGUCCUGUCAGCUUUGCCAGAGGAGCAGGAGAUGAAGGAAAUAUCAAAACUGUCAAUUCCAGUUUCCCAGUCCCCGUUCGCACCCCCUGGACCAAUUCCUAGGGCCAACUUAAUGCUUGAAUACAGCCGAAAUUUCUCUGGACUUGACAUGGAGAGUUUUGGAGACACUCUGGACUCUAUGAUUGAGCCCAACAGUGGGACUCGCAUCAAGAGUGGGGAGACAACAUCUUUGAUGUCUUGGUCAUCAGAUGAUGAUGCCCAUCUAUUCCGUGUUUACGACGCGUACCCAGUCCCAGCUGGCGAGAGACACGAGGUUUCAUUCUUCAACAACAGUCUCAGUGGCACAUCUGAAGGCAGGGAAAAGACCAAGCCGUACGAUGGCUUCCCACCUGAGCUGCUUGAUAUCACCAAUAAGAACAACCGGGUUCCAGAUUUUGUAUCGAAGACUCUACCACGAAGCAUGGCAAACCAGCUGGCUCGGGGGCUUUGCGAGGAAAGAGAGACCCCGCGCGCUAGAGAAGGCAGUUUCCACGAUGAUAGAGCAAUGUUGCCGAGUCAGAGAAUGAAUCUGACCGGCUCGCUGGGGCCCGGCGGCAAUAGGAGCUUGAGCUUGUGGUUCUGA
Drepanopeziza brunnea f. sp. 'multigermtubi' MB_m1 is the source of this 2907-nucleotide messenger RNA. RefSeq lists its product as uncharacterized. NCBI's taxonomy places the organism in Eukaryota, Fungi, Ascomycota, Leotiomycetes, Helotiales, Drepanopezizaceae. The record is from RefSeq and is a predicted model, not a curated record. Gene Ontology annotation, biological process: magnesium ion homeostasis.